Molecule: messenger RNA, 702 nt
Organism: Geodia barretti
Lineage: Eukaryota; Metazoa; Porifera; Demospongiae; Tetractinellida; Geodiidae
Source: the annotation of a GenBank genome assembly
AUGUUUGCGGCCUAUUUUGAUCAAUUUAAUGUUAUUAAAUCGGUGAUUUUUACUAACUCUUCAAUGAUGAUGAUGUUAGCCGUUAUUAUAUCUUUAUUGCUAUUAGAGGGAAAUAAAUUAAUACCUAAUAGAUGGCAAUUUCUUAUUGAGUUUAUAUAUAUAAACAUUCAUUCGGUGGUUCAAGAUAAUUUAGGGAAGGUGGGCCAAAAGUUUUUUCCUUUUGUGUUAUGUCUUUUUAUAUUUAUUGCUAUGUUAAAUAUUUUAGGGUUAUUUCCUUAUAUAUUUGUUCCAACAGCUCAAAUAGUAAUAACUUUAGGUAUUUCUAUGUCAAUAAUAAUAGCUGUAACAUUAUUAGGGCUUUUAACAUUUAAAUUAAAUUUUUUUAGUAUAUUAAUGCCAGGGGGGGUUCCAUUAGUAUUGGCUCCUUUUCUUGUUGUAAUAGAGACAGCGAGUUUUUUAAUAAAAGCUAUUUCGUUAGGAGUUAGAUUGGCUGCUAAUAUAUCUGCGGGACAUUUAUUAUUUGCUAUUUUAUCUGGAUUUGCGUUUAACAUGUUAUCAAGUGGGAUGAUAAUUUCAAGUUUAGCCCCUAUGUUAAUUAUGGUAUUUAUCACAUUAUUAGAGAUAAUGGUGGCUGUAAUUCAGGCUUAUGUGUUUUGUUUAUUGACAACUAUUUAUUUAGGUGAUACUAUAGCACUUCACUAA